CGUAUUUAAGGUAGAAGUGAACAGAUUUGGGGGGAUUGAAGGGGUAUGGGGUUGGUGUGGGAGGACGUAGCCAAAGGCACAUAAUCAAUCAGGACCUGAUGGGAUAGCCCAAUAGGGCCGAAUGGCCUACUACUGCUCCUCAACCACGAUGAUGGCAGGGGGCUGGGGUUGGCGAGAUCGCUGGUGCCAGGAGGUACAGGCAACUCUGCACCUUUGUCAAUAAUUAACUGAAGGGAAGGUGGGUUAAGGGACACAAUGUCGAUAAAGCCAGGCUGUAUCAGAUGUAGUCACAGGCUGACUUUCUCACGUACUCCUGUUAAAUUAUUGAUGGCAAGAUACUAAAAUACAAGCAACCCAGUGCGGCUGGAGCGAUGUGCCUGAAUGGAACUUUGAUCCUGUGUGACUGGGAAAGCCUUUCAUUCUUCAUUUGAAAGCUGGUUUAAAAAUUGCACCUUCUCGUGUUGCACUCUGUUCAACUCCCCAGUGAGCAAGGGACUGAUUCAGCAAUAAUGUGGAGCUGCUCCUAGUGAGGGAUACUCAGGCACCCGACCACACAGACCAAUGUCGCCGCGUCUAAACGUAUUAAGAGGCUGACACGGUAAGAACCAGGAGGAUGAAACAAGUAUCUAUGGAGGUGAGCGACCUCUCGACUGACCCGAGAUAAUUCUGCACAGACCACGCACUCCUCGGUGUUUGACUGAAGUCGCUUGAUUUCAAGUCCACCUCAAUCAGAAUCUCUCAGACUGAACACAUUCCAGGGCCAGCACCACCAAAUUCUGGAACAGAAAGAAAGCUGCUAGCCUUUGGGCAGUUUUCAGGCUGUGUUGACAGGAUGAGGACAGCUCAGCACAUAAUCUGCUGCAGGAACAGGCAGCAAUCUCUGUUCACAUCAGUCACGCUGUUGUCCCUCUGUUACCUGGUGCUGCUGUACCCUUCCUACCACAAGCAGCAGGAUAUCUGGAGAUAUUACAGAAUGUCUGAGGAGCACGUUGUGCGCCUGCACAAUCGAAGCCAGCGGAUAGUCUCUGGCGCUUGCAAAGCAAACUCCAGCCGGUCCAAACUCUCUGUGCUGUAUUCGGGGAAGCAGCUGGCCAGGAUUCCUGUAUUUGUGCAGAAAGAGAUGAUCCCACGUCCGGGCACCACAUCUUACAGUCCGCCUCUGGGCUUCAGAGGUUGUGAGGAGCAGCUGCAAGAAGUCAUGGAGAUACUGCCACAAGCAGGGCUUCCAAUGGGGGUGGCGCCGGGCAACUGCUUGAGGUGUGUUGUCAUAGGGAACGGUGGCAUUCUGCGAGGCAGCAGGCUUGGGGCCUACAUUGACCAACACAACAUAAUUAUCAGGAUGAAUAAUGGGCCUGUGAUAGGUCACGAGGACGAUGUGGGAUGGAAGACCACAUUGAGGAUCGCAUAUCCAGAAAGUGCUCCCCUGUCUCCCUGGGAAUAUGAUUCAAACUCACUUCUUGUGAUGGUGACGUACAAAAGCACAGAUCUUGCUUGGCUAAAGGCAAUGGUCAGGAAAGAGUCGAUGAAUCUUUGGCAGAAGAUGUGGUUUUGGCAAUCGGUGGUUGAGUCAAUCCCUUUAGAACCAACAAACUAUCGAGUAUUAAAUUUGGAUAUCGUCAGAGAAGCAACACUGAAUCUCUUGGGCUUCCCAGAGCCUCACGACAAUCAUUGGAGAUGGAAGCAGGUGCUUCCAACACAGGGAGUGAUUUCCAUCGUCACAGCCCUGUACUUGUGUGAUGAGGUUAACGUUGCUGGUUUUGGCUAUGACAUGUCUCGGCCAGACCUGCCUUUACAUUAUUAUGAAACAGUCCGGAUGAAUGCGAUGAACGUUCAGGCUGUGCACAAUGUGAAUCGAGAAAAACACUUCCUGGUUUCUUUAGUGAAAGCCAAUGUUGUUAAUGACCUUACUGGUGGGAUCAGCUGGUAGAAGAGUACUGGAGAUCCACAGCCUACAGCUGAAGUCUCAAUCCUUUAAACACUUAAAGCAAAGGAAUAUUUCAGCAACAUUCUUCAUGUUGCGCCAAACAUCUUCAAGCACAGACAAAUUCUAGACAAACUACACAGUGUUCUUCCUGCAGCAUUUUCCAAACGAAAGCAAUGCACACGACAUUUAAGCAGAAAUUUGUCGCACAACUGUUAUGGAGGGGUGAGUUAACCAAGAGUUGGUAUAUUCGCAGGCAGUUGUCCCAGAUAAGAAGGCCAAAUUGAAGCAAGUUAAUGGUUAUCAAAGAAUGAAACUGAAAUCUUGAUAUAGAAUAUGAUAUAUGGUUUUAAAUAUCUGAAGGUAAAGUGUUUAGGAUACUUUGAAUAAAAAGUAUGCACACUGUUGAACGGUGCAAAGAACCCAACCUUGAGUAACUCAGAUAAAAGUGGAGUUAAGUGCAGUUUCAGUUUUCCACUGAAUAUUGUGAUGGCAGCAAUGUACUUUUGUCACCAAGUGUUUGUUUAAGGGACUAAAUGCAUUCUGGGCAGGAGGCCGAAUCAGGCAUCCUGGAUUCUUCCAAAUGGGCAGCCUUUCUGUAACUAGGAAUAAAUAAUUGAUCAUUUAUUUUGUUUAUGAUAUUGAGUCAAAUGAUUCAUAUUGGUGCUAUCAUUUCUAUAUUUCUACUAAUAAAAGAUUAAAGUCUGUGAGUCUUUGACCCUGGAUGCUCAAACCUAUUAUAAGAAAGGAACAGGGGCCAAGUCUUUUAUUUGUCAGAGCUCUCACUGUCAAUAAUGCAAGGUGUGGUAUAGUAUUGCACAUCCAUUUCAAUAGGAAGGUACUAAAUAAUUAAUAUAGCCGGUACUCAGAAAGGUGAGAUCCAGAGCAUAGUGGAGGAAGACUGAGCAAUAAACAGUCCUAGGCAAAAUCAUGUUGUCAGGUGUUAGUUCAGGGAGAGCCCAUUUCAGCAGUAGUCCAGAUUGAUGAACAUGUAACAUUUCUAGAAGCAGAGAAUCCUUGCUGCACAGCUUACUCUGCCAACAUGCCUGUGCCAGCUCUUCAAAAACAAAUCAAUUAGUGUCACUCCCCAUAAUCCUGCAAGUCACUUCUCUUUGAGUACGUGCCAAACUGCUCUUUGAAAGUUCAGAUGGAAUCCAAUUCCACCCAUUUUCAGGUUGUGCGUUCCAGAAUGUAACAAUCUACAAAGACAAUUCCUCUCAAAAUCCUUUGCUAAUUAUUUGUGAACUUUAGUUAUGAAAUUGGGAUGCUUAUACUGUAUGGUACCACUAUCACAUUGAGAAGUCAGAAUUUCAAGGCAAAUUAGAAUGAAGAAGUGAGGGGAAAUAAUAGACGUGCAGUACUGCAUCCCUGCAAACAUUUGAAUUACCUAUAGAUACAACAGUGACAUUGAACGUGGCCUGAUAUUUGUGCAGGAAAAUAAGGAGUACUGGUGAUAUUAUUGAAUAUAAAGGAGAGGGCACGUUUGAAGAGUGGUAAAUUAAGAGUCAGCAUCUUCCUAAGUCUGCAGCUAGCAUUUUUUUUUACUGCGCUAAGGCAUAAAAAGAAAAUGAGUUUCUCCCAACAUCAGACAGCGUAAACAAGCUCAACUGGAGCGUAGCUGAUUAGUUAACUAAAUUAACUAUUUCAAUCUAGCAUGAAGAUACACUUUUUCUUUUGUACUGUGGACUAAAAGUGGGACUAGAUAUUGAUUUAAACCAAGGAAACUGUGAGAGAUGUUGCAGUUUUAAAACAAGUUACUAGAACACAUUGUGAGUCAUAUCUACAAUGUUGUCUGAUCCAAGCAGUGAGGGAGCAUUCCUAAUAGAACAGCUCCACAUGUAUGUAUUCAUGACAUUUUUGCUCAGACAGCAUUUUAAUUGACUUUGCAAUCAGGACCUGUUGUUCUGGGCUCAACUACUUGAUUGUUUCCUCGGCAGGUCAUUACAGCCCAAUGUGUGAGCAAUACAGCAGGACCAUCCAGACUGUGGAAAACAAAGCAUCCAUAUCACUUUGUUGCCUGUGUGGAGCAGUAAAUCAUCAGUAGUUAGCUACUAUCCAUCAUUUUUCUCCAUAGGUUGUUCACUCUGCAAAGCCCCACUGAAAAGAUAAAAAGAUAAUCUUCCGAGGCACGAAAAGCGUGAAUCCUCAAUUACCGAAUGAAAGACUGAAAAUCCCUGGAUCCAUAACCUCAUGUCAUUAGCAAAGACUUGAAAAAACACUCAUUGACAUCUGUGCUCCAGGCUGGUGCCAGAUCAGUCCGUCUCUGACACUUUCUUUCCUUCUCACCUGCAAUAUUUGUGUCUUGUCUUGUUUCUUCGUGGGUCUGAUUGCAAGUGUGUGGGAAUUUUAAGGAAAGGAUUAGAGUUUUAAGUUGUAGAUUUAUAGGUUAGCAAUUCAACUUGAAUUUUUUUGCAAUUGGUUAAAGGUUUUAUUAUAAUUAACAACAAAAUAAUUUUAUGUAAAAUAAUCCUGAGUGUUCACAUUCUUUUAAGCUGAAUUAGACAAGUAAAAUUUUGUGGUUUAAUCAAAUUUUUCAUGUUUGUGACAACACUGGGAAUAAAAAUAUGUAGGCUCUUGUAA
This is a messenger RNA of Chiloscyllium plagiosum (whitespotted bambooshark), 4501 nucleotides long. RefSeq names its product ST3 beta-galactoside alpha-2,3-sialyltransferase 7 (gene st3gal7). Lineage: Eukaryota; Metazoa; Chordata; Chondrichthyes; Orectolobiformes; Hemiscylliidae. The record is from RefSeq and is a predicted model, not a curated record. Gene Ontology annotation, molecular function: lactosylceramide alpha-2,3-sialyltransferase activity.